Molecule: messenger RNA, 1801 nt
Organism: Larimichthys crocea (large yellow croaker)
Lineage: Eukaryota; Metazoa; Chordata; Actinopteri; Sciaenidae
Exons: 5
Coding region: 118-873 (251 amino acids)
Source: RefSeq, a predicted model, not a curated record
CAGUGACACACUAAAGAGUUGAGACAUGUUGACUUGGCCAACAACCCAACCUGACACUCAGUUGUUAAACAGACCCAGAAGAGGACAGACGAUCAGUGUAGCCUGUUAUCUGUCAAAAUGGCCGGGAACUUCGCAGGAAACUGUUUAUGUAACUUGCUUAGUGCAAGUAUGUUUAUGGCCGGCUGCACCAUUCUGCUCGUCACAGCUUUCCCAAUUGCUCAGAUUACUUUAGGUGCAGUGCACAUGUAUGACUGUCCAGCAGCACCAUUCAUCCCGGUGUAUGUGAUGGUAUGUGGGAUGCUGGCCCUGCUGCUGAUGGGCCUGUUUGCUUUACCAAAGCUCAUCUGUCCAACUGCACCGGGCAACAUGAUCUGGACUGUGUGGAUCAUCAGCCUGCUGCUGUUUGUCUUCAUCUGGUUCAUCUGUGGCAGUUACUACAUUUAUUCUGUAUAUCCACCCAACUACAUCAAGAUCACCCUCGACCCACACAGCUUCAACAACAGUAUCACCAAGCCCAGUUUCAUCUUCAUUGACCAGAACCAGAGCCUUCCAAACCUCAACCAGACUGGGAUGAUGUCCACCGACACCACCACCCCCACCACCACCAACAACAACAACCAGACUUUAUUGGACCUGAUUCAAACUCUGGCCCACAGCAACAUCAGCAGUGAGACAAACAGAGAAGAUCCGAACACUCCACAAGCACUUCACACCGCGCCGGCUGCAGCUCCUUACUGUGACAGAACUGUGUACCUGUUUGCUUUCUGGACCACCACACUGGUCUACGCGUUUGGAGGAAACGCCCUGGUGAUCCUCGUCUGUAUAUACGGUUUCAUGACAAUCGCAAAUAAACUUACAAAGUAUGUAUUUUGAACUGAACUGAAGGAUCAGUCUUCUUUUGGCUGAUGAUUAAAUGCUUUGUAAUGAUGUAAUGAUGCAGAGGCUGAAUGUUCUACUUGUUACGACACUUAUCAUGCAUCAACGCCUUGAGAAACAAGGAGAAAUCAAAGAUUUAAACAGUUCCUCUUAGGAAACACAAGUUCUCUGUUGCUUCAUGUAUCUUGAUGAACUGAUUUCUACCAGUCAUACCUGUAACAUUUCAGUUAUACUUUAUGCAAAUCUUUUACCAACUUGUGAAUGUUUUAUAAAGACAAAUUUAAGAGUUUUUUUAAAUCAGCUAAAAACAGGAAUAUGACUAUUAAUAAGAAAUCUCUGUAGAAAGAUCAUUCUGUGAAAUGACUUUAUAAUGGAUUAGGGUUAGAGUUUUUGUUGUAUGGCUUCUAAAUAGCUAUGUAAGCUGUUAACUUCCUACCUGUUCACAGUGUCUGCUUUCUUUACCCUUUUUGUUCUGUGAAUUGCUUUUUGUUGUGUUGCCUAAUAUAUAGUUGGUGAAGCUGACAUCUGUUAGCUUAAAACAAAAGACAGCAUUGAGAAAGUGCUCUUGAGCAAGGCUAUAAAUUCCCAGGCAGUUAUGUACAGGUCUAGUACAGUUGAUGUCAUGUUGACUCACUUUGAGCUCAAAAGAAAUUUAGCACCACUCAGUGGAAAAAAACAGAAAGUGCACUCUGUGGAAGUUUAUACGGUUUAUAAAUGAUGCGACAUGGACAUGAAAGGAAAUGUAAUAUGUAAAUAAUAAUAAAGAUCUCUCAAUAUCUACAAUCCUACUAUAACAUGAAACAUGGUGGAUUUUGCUUAAAUAUCAAAUGUUCAUAUACAGGUAUAAAAUGUGCAACACAUGUUAUAAAUAAUGAUUUAAAAUGAUUCUGAACAUGUAAACUUGCUAGUAAAUAUUUAACGGAAA